This is a messenger RNA of Scophthalmus maximus (turbot), 749 nucleotides long. RefSeq names its product protein ELYS-like. Bases 78 to 749 code for a protein of 223 amino acids. The transcript has 5 exons. NCBI's taxonomy places the organism in Eukaryota, Metazoa, Chordata, Actinopteri, Pleuronectiformes, Scophthalmidae. The record is from RefSeq and is a predicted model, not a curated record.
CACACUUUAACUUGUUCUUUUUUUCCCUUCUGUUUCGGUUGCUUUUAGAGGCCCACGAGUCCAAGCGUAUUUCUCAGAUGUGGAGGGGAAUGGAGAACAGCCAUCAGAAAUCUUAUCUCGACACACUUGGACGGGAGGAGGGAGGAAAUGAGAGAUGGAGCUCUUUCAUUCUGGGUACGGUGAUGGAGCUGGACAAACAGCACGGAUGCAUUUGGACCUCUGAGGACCGCAGGGAACAGCACUAUCCUCCUCCAAAUCUGCAGGCCCUGCUAAAGCUGGUGCUUGUGCCUCGUAUUGACAGCAUGUCAGUCCAGGCAUUCCUCAUGUACUUUAUCCUGGACAUGACAAACUUCCUGCAGUGCAAAGACGACCUCCUCCAGUCUUUCUGCCACGCUUUCACAAUCCCCGCCAGCUUUUCCCAGCAAAUCCGGGCCUUCUGGAUGCUGGAUCACGGACAUGUCACGGCCUCCAUGGAGCUGUUGCUGAGCCCCAGAGCUGCUGUCCCCCGGCUCCCCUGGCAGCAUCGCUGCGUCGUCCACUGUCUCCUGACAAGGAAGCAGCCUCGCUUGGCAUUGAGGUACCUCCACUGGACCAGGCCUGCAAUAGAGAGCGCUGACGAUGCCAAACUCUGCGCCGAUGUUCUACUUCAAAACAGGUACAUUCUGCCUUGUCUCAGACGCCUGGGCCCUGCUGAAGAGAGGCCACACAGGAAGCGAGGACAUGCUCGUGUACUUCUUGCAGACAUGUAA